CGGCGUCGUUCAUUUCGCUUCGGUAUUGAAAAGACCGACCCGUCACCAAAGAUACUCACAGACUCUCAGUCACUGAAGAACUCUCUGCUUCUCCUUUGCAUGUUUUGCUGCAGAAGAUAAAAGUAAUUUCAAAAGAUGGGGAUCAGCCGUUUUCUUCGAUCCAAUCUCAGAACCCAGAUUGAAGAACAAGUUGUGCGACUUGUUUCAUCUACAAAAUAUGCUGCUGUAUCUAGAAGUCCACAGGAGCAUCUCUUUAUGGUUCCCUUUCUGGCCCGGUCCUAUAGUACAGGGUCAUCUGUGCAAAAGGAAGAACCAACAACUGUUGAAAAAGGCCUCGGGUUCAAGGGCCAUGAUAUGCUUGCACCCUUCACACCUGGGUGGCAGAGUACUGAUUUGCAUCCUUUGAUUAUAGAAAAGUCUGAGGGUAGCUAUGCUUAUGACAGCAAUGGGAAGAAGUAUCUUGAUGCUCUUGCGGGUCUAUGGUGCACAGCAUUAGGUGGAAAUGAACCUCGACUGGUUGCGGCUGCAACUAAACAGUUGAAUACCUUGCCAUUUUACCACUCAUUUUGGAAUCGUACUACUAGACCAUCUUUGGACUUGGCAAAAGAACUUCUAGAAACUUUUACAGCUACAAAAAUGGCAAAAGCCUUCUUUACUAAUAGUGGAUCUGAAGCCAAUGAUACUCAGGUGAAGCUGGUUUGGUAUUAUAAUAAUGCACUUGGACGCCCAGAUAAAAAAAAAUUCAUAGCUCGACAUAAAUCGUACCAUGGUUCAACUUUAAUAGCCGCAAGUCUUUCUGGCCUCCCUGCUUUGCAUCAAAAGUUUGAUCUGCCAGCUCCAUUUGUAUUGCACACUGACUGCCCACAUUAUUGGCGCCAUCACCUUCCAGGUGAGACAGAAGAAGAGUUCUCUACAAGAUUAGCCAACAAUUUGGAAAAUCUUAUCCUCAAAGAGGGACCAGAGACAAUUGCUGCGUUCAUUGCUGAACCUGUCAUGGGAGCAGGCGGUGUUAUAACUCCACCUGCAACUUAUUUUGAAAAGGUUCAAGCUGUUGUGAAGAAAUAUGACAUUCUAUUUAUUGCCGACGAGGUAAUCUGUGCUUUUGGAAGGCUUGGCUACAUGUAUGGGUGUGACAAAUACAACAUUAAACCAGACCUUGUGUCUGUGGCAAAGGCUCUUUCUUCUGCAUAUAUGCCAAUUGGUGCUGUUCUUGUGAGCCCUGAAGUUUCAGAUGUCAUACACUCUCAAAGCAGCAAGCUUGGUUCUUUUUCUCACGGGUUUACAUAUUCUGGACACCCCGUAGCCUGUGCAGUUGCAAUUGAAACACUCAAGAUCUACAAGGAAAGAAAUAUUGUUGAACAAGUACGGAGCAUUGCCCCAAGAUUUCAAGAUGGUGUAAAAGCCUUCUCUGAUAGUCCAAUCAUAGGGGAGAUACGGGGAACUGGAUUGAUCCUUGGUACAGAAUUCACAGACAAUAAGUCACCCAAUGAUCCAUUUCCUGCUGAAUGGGGGGUAGGUGCAUAUUUUGGAGCCCAAUGCGAGAAACAUGGGAUGCUAAUACGUGUCGCUGGGGAUAACAUAAUGAUGUCUCCACCAUUUAUUAUGACUCCUAGUGAGGUUGACGAGUUAAUAAGCCUUUAUGGGAAAGCAUUGAAGGACACUGAAGAAUAUGUGAAGGAACUCAAGUCUAAGCAGAAGUAGUUGCAACUUGUAAAUGUAUUGAUAUCUGACGAUGGUGAAAAAAAGAUGUAGACUUUCAUGUAAAAGCAAAAUCCUUUCCCCUUUGUGUUUUUGUUAAAUGAAUGAUAUUCUGAAUAAAGCCCUACUUCGCCAACAGUUGUCGGUUUAGUUGUACUCGUCUUUUGAACGUUGGAAGAGAUUUCAAGUUCGAAUC
Messenger RNA from Malus domestica (apple), 1894 nucleotides. It is a transcript of the gene GABA-T2, whose product is annotated as gamma aminobutyrate transaminase 3, chloroplastic. Gene Ontology annotation, molecular function: S-adenosyl-L-methionine:8-amino-7-oxononanoate transaminase activity; pyridoxal phosphate binding. The record is from RefSeq and is a predicted model, not a curated record. Lineage: Eukaryota; Viridiplantae; Streptophyta; Magnoliopsida; Rosales; Rosaceae. Gene Ontology annotation, biological process: biotin biosynthetic process.